AUGCUCAAAAAGAUGAAGAUCAUUCGAGAUCAGUUCACAAUCACUACCUGGCUCCUCAUCGGAGCAGUCCUACACGGUGUCCUCAGCUAUAUUCUACCAACCCACUACGCGCUUCUUCCCGCAGUACUUACUUUGUCCCUCCGAUCCAUCCAUACAUUACUUCAGCAUUAUGGUUUAAUAAAUAACCGUGCGGCCGAAGGCGUUGUGAGAGGGAAAUUUAGUGCCCAAAUUCCCGAUCGCGAGGGAAAUACACCUUCGCAACCCGCCGAGCAUGAAGUCGUGGUUCUACAUUUGGCGACGCGAUCAAAUCACCCUCUGGGGCUAUGGGCUCCUGGUUACCAACAGGUUUCCAAGUACAUGCAAGGACUCCUCGCCGAUCUGAGUCAGAACUCACACGAGAAUGGCUUCCUCGGAUCAACAAGUUGGAUGCCCGUCUCAGAGCGCAAAACCUCGAACCAGCUCAUGGUCGCCGUCUACUUCCGUACUUAUAAGGAUGUUUAUACUUGGGCACACAGCCCUAUGCAUCUCAAGGUGUGGAAAUGGUUCAACAAUGUUUCACGUCAGCAUCCACACUUGAGCAUUAUGCACGAGACGUAUAUAGCUCCAAGGGGUCACUCGGAGAAUAUUUAUGUCAACUUUCAUCGGACUGGUUUGGCUGCUACAAAUACGAAGGUCAAGGUGGACGAAUCUGCUGAAAAGGACAGUUUCCAAUGGAUUAGCCCUCUGGUCGAUGCUAGCAGGGGUGCAUUGAGAUCGUCUCGUGGUAGACUGGGCACGGCUGAUGGGGCUGAUAAUGAUCAGUAUAAACUAGUGGAUUACUGA
Molecule: messenger RNA, 822 nt
Organism: Penicillium cataractarum
Lineage: Eukaryota; Fungi; Ascomycota; Eurotiomycetes; Eurotiales; Aspergillaceae
Exons: 4
Coding region: 1-822 (273 amino acids)
Source: RefSeq, a predicted model, not a curated record